CCCUACUCUUGAGCGCCACAGGUAGAGCCCCCUAAGGGAUACCUGGUUAGAACAAAGACGGUUUUUCUCAUUACGCAUGAUGUGUGUCAUAAAUUGUAGCCCAAUUAACCCGUGGAGCGUGACCCAAGUUUCCAUAGAAUCUGGUAAGUGAUCUGGCAGUAAAUGUGUUCUUUCAAAUAGUAAGCGACUACGUUAAGUGUGUACGUAAUAAAGAUGAGAUAACGGUCGUAGAUUCUGCCUACGUUUAAGAGGUUUGCCGCCUUGCUUUACGGACUGUCUCAACUGUCUAUGGUGCAGACGGACUGUCUCAACUGUCUAUGGUGCAGACGGACUGUCUCAACUGUCUAUGGUGCAGACGGACUGUCUCAACUGUCUAUGGUGCAGACGGACUGUCUCAACUGUCUAUGGUGCAGACGGACUAUCUCAACUGUCUAUGGUGCAGACGGACUAUUUCAACUGUCUAUGGUGCAGACGGACUAUCUCAACUGUCUAUGGUGCAGACGGACUAUCUCAACUGUCUAUGGUGCAGACGGACUAUCUCAACUGUCUAUGGUGCAGACGGACUAUCUCAACUGUCUAAUGAUGCAGUGUUCUUGGGGGAAGGCAAACAGCCCUGCAAAACUAUCUGAAUCAGAGACUGACGUGUCUUCCCACAAGGUGUGUGUGUGUGAGUGGAUGUGUUUGUGAGUGGAUGUGUGUGUGUGAGUGGAUGUGUGUGUGUGAGUGGAUGUGUGUGUUUGAGAGAGAGAGAGAAAGCAACAGGUAGAUCAUAUGUGUGCGAGUGGGGAGAACAUCGGUGUGAGAGUGGGGAGAUCAUUGGUGUGGGAAUGGGGAGAUCAUCGGUGUGAUAGUGGGGAGAGCAUCGGUGUGUGAGUGGGGAGAUCAUCGGUGUGAGAGUGGGGAGAUCAUCUGUAUGAGACUGGGGAGAUCAUUGGUGUAUUAGUGAGGAGAUCAUCGGUUUGAGAGUGAGGAGAUCAUCGGUGUUUGAGUAGGGAGAUCAUUGGUGUGUGAGUGGGGAGAUCAUCAGUGUUCGUGGGGAGAUCAUUAGUGUGUGUCGGGAGAUCAUCAGUUUUUUUGUUUCUUUUGAAUGCAUCAAUUUGUGAUGAGAGAUUCUUCCUAUGACACCAAAAGUGAUUUAUGUAUAUUUUAUAAAAUAUAUUAUUUGAUUAAUAAAGAAAAGAGAAUUUGACAAGGGCAGCUACUCUGAGAGCUCUAAGGGGACUCUUUAAGUGCCCAGGCUGACGUUCUUUUCCCGUAACAAAUCCAAUGUUACGAAAGGUACGUCACAAACGAAUAACAGGCGGAUUUUUUUUUUUUAUUGAUUUCGACCUAUUCCUGGACAAGGAUAUGAUUGACGGUUAGCGACCUGGAAUGUUCUGAGUUCAUACGAUGUAGAAUCACUGUUGCUGCACUGGAGGAGGUAUCAUGGAAAUAGUGUACUAAGUACUAAAGAGCCUACGAUACUCUACAAUGGAAACAACGCAAACACCUUAGGAACAAGGUUUGCAGUCAAAAGAAAGACAGUAAAUGCAGUCAUUGGGUUUAAACCAGUGAGUGAAGGACUGCAGUCAAAAGAGAGACAGUAAAUGCAGUCAUUGGGUUUAAACCAGUGAGUGAAGGACUACAGUCAAAAGAGAGACAGUAAAUGCAGUCAUUGGGUUUAAACCAGUGAGUGAAGGACUACAGUCAAAAGAAAGACAGUAAAUGCAGUCAUUGGGUUUAAACCAGUGAGUGAAGGACUACAGUCAAAAGAGAGACAGUAAAUGCAGUCAUUGGGUUUAAACCAGUGAGUGAAGGACUACAGUCAAAGGAGAGACGGUUAUUGGGUUUAAACUAGUGAGCGAAGGACUGAGCUGCAUAAGAAGACAAGGAAAAAUGUUUAACAUCAUGUUAAUAUCAGCACAUGCUCCAACGGAAGAUACAGAUGAAAGCAUUAAGGAAACAUUCUAUGAAACACUCAAAAAAGUAUUUGAGAAGACACCAUCAUACCAAAAUAGUUCUUGGAGAUUUCAAUGCGACAAUAGGGGAAAAAAUGCUUACAGACCAACUAUCUGAAAAGAACCCGCUUACAGACCAACUAUCUGAAAAGAACCCGCUUACAGACCAACUAUCUGAAAAGAACCCGCUUACAGACCAACUAUCUGAAAAGAACCCGCUUACAGACCAACUAUCUGAAAAGAACCCGCUUACAGACCAACUAUCUGAAAAGAACCCGCUUACAGACCAACUAUCUGAAAAGAACCCGCUUACAGACCAACUAUCUGAAAAGAACCCGCUUACAGACCAACUAUCUGAAAAGAACCCGCUUACAGACCAACUAUCUGAAAAGAACCCGCUUACAGACCAACUAUCUGAAAAGAACCCGCUUACAGACCAACUAUCUGAAAAGAACCCGCUUACAGACCAACUAUCUGAAAAGAACCCGCUUACAGACCAACUAUCUGAAAAGAACCCGCUUACAGACCGACUAUCUGAAAAGAACCCGCUUACAGACCAACUAUCUGAAAAGAACCCGCUUACAGACCAACUGUUGGAAAAGAACCCUCUUACAUACCAAUUAAUAAUUAUAAUAAAGUUUAUUUCAAAAACACGCUUCAUCCCCAAAGGCUCGAAGCGCGUUACAAAGUCAAAUAAUUUAAAAAAUUUAAAACAAACGCAACACUACAAAAACUAAUUACAAGCAUACAAUGUUAAAGUCUUUCUAGCCAUUUCAACCCUAAGCAACACAGCAAAUAUGCAUUAACUGGAAAAUAUUGAAGACAAUCAUCCCAGUAGGUGCUUGCGAAAUAGAUGUGUCUUUAACUAUCUAAAAAGAACCCGCUUACAAAUAAACUAUCUGAAAAGAAAGUCUGCACGACGAGAGCAAUGACAACGGAGCACGUCUAAUGAACUUCGCUACAGAACAAGGAUUGACAAUCAAUCGCAUCAUAGUCCAACACAAAGACAUAAAGCGACAUGGAUAUCACAAUGCAGAUAGAUUUACCACAAAUGAAAGAGAUGGCGUAGCCAAUGACAGGAUGGUAUGGCUCCGACAAUGACAGGAUGGUAUGGCUCCGACAAUGACAGGAUGGUAUGGCUCCGACAAUGACAGGAUGGUAUGGUUCCGACAAUGACAGGAUGGUAUGGCUACAACAAUGACAAGAUUAUAAGACUCCAACAAUGACAUAUUAAAUGGAGCAGUCUUUAGAGGAGCAGACUUAGACUCAGACAAUCUACUUGUGGGCGGAGCAGACAUAGACUCAGACCAUAUACUUGUGGGGAAGCAGACUUAGACUCAGAUCAUCUUCUUGUGGGGGGACAGGCUUAGACUCAGACCAUCUACUUGUGAAGGGGUGGGGCAGACGUAGACUUAGAUCAUCUACUUGUGGGGGGGAGUAGACUUAGACUCAGACCAUAUACUUGUGGGGAAGCAGACUUAGACUCAGACCAUAUACUUUUGGGGGGGAUCAGACUUAGACUCAGACCAUCUACUUGUGGGUGGAGCAGACUUAGACUCAGACCAUCUACUUGUGGGGUAGACGUAGACUCAGAUCAUAUACUUGUUGGGAGACAGGCGUAGACUUAGAUCAUAUACUUGUGGGGGGGGGCAGACGUAGACUCAGACCAUAUGCCAUUUAAAAUCAAAAUGAACAAAUAAUUUGUUAUAUCCCCCCCCCCCGCAAAAAACCAAAGAAAAUAUAAAAAUGGUACAACAGCCAGAAUAUAAGUGAGAAAGCAAAGAUUUUUUUAGCAUGUCACCAGAGGUUUCCAACUCAUCUAGAAUUAUCCAAAAAGGAAAUGACCAACAUCAAUAUUACAAUGAGCAAUUCUGUAAGCAAAUAGUUGUAAGUGUAUCAGGAAACAAAAGGAUUUAAACCUACAGGGAAAAAACAAGAUGGUAUGACGCAGAACAAGAUGGUAUCACACAGAACAGGAUGGUAUCACACAGAACAGGAUGACAUUACACAGAACAGGAUGGUAUGAUGCAGAACAGGAUGGUAUGACGCAGAACAGGAUGGUAUGACGCAGAAUGCAGAGAAUUUAUAGAAGAAAGAACAAGGCUCUGCUAAUGAUGCUGCAAAGGGAGACAAGAAGAACACGGCAAAUAUUUAAGAAGGAAAAAAGUGAGAAGUGUAAAAAAAUAUUAGAGAUAGAAGGGUUGGCAAGAGAAAGAGAUGUAAGGGUAAUGUCUCUGACGAUGAAGGAAUGUGAAGGUAAUGUAUCUGAAGAUGAAGAGAUGUGAGGGUAAUGUCUCUGACGAUGAAGAAAUGUGAAGGUAAUGUAUCUGAAGAUGAAGAGAUGUGAGGGUAAUGUCUCUGAAAAUGAAGACAUGUGAGGGUAAUGUCUCUGAAAAUGAAGACAUGUGAGGGUAAUGUAUCUGAAGAUGAAGAGAUGUGAGGGUAAUGUCUCUGAAAAUGAAGACAUGUGAGGGUAAUGUCUCUGAAAAUUAAGACAUGUGAGGGUAAUGUCUCUGAAAAUGAAGACAUGUGAGGGUAAUGUCUUUGAAAAUGAAGACAUGUGAGGGUAAUGUCUCUGAAAAUGAAGACAUGUGAGGGUAAUGUCUCUGAAAAUGAAGACAUGUGAGGGUAAUAUCUCUGAAAAUGAAGACAUGUGAGGGUAAUGUCUCUGAAAAUGAAGACAUAUGAGGGUAAUGUCUCUGAAAAUGAAGACAUGUGAGGGUAAUGUACCCCCAAAGUACUGUAUCAGAGGCGCGCCAUAGCAUGCACUACAUGGGGAGCGUGAGACGUUGUGUUGUUUUUUUUCCAUCAAGAAAUGAAGUUAAACAAUUUUAUAUCAAUUUGACGUCCUCAAACCCAAACCCUGUCACGAAAAGACAAACCUUUGUUGAUUCUCAGGUCACCCUGACCCGGUGCCAUAAACCUUUGUCAAUUCUCAGGCCACCCUGACCCGGUGCCAUAAACCUUUGUUAAUUCUCAGGUCACCCUGACCCUGUGCCGUAAAACCUUUGUCAAUUCUCAGGCCACCCUGACCCUGUGCUGUAAACCUUUGUUGAUUCUCAGGCCACCCUGGCCCUGUUCCAUAAACCUUUGUCAAUUCUCAGGCCACCCAUACCCUGUGCCGUAAACGCUUGUCAAUUCUCAGGUCACCCUGACCCUGUCCCGUAACUCGGGCAAGAAUACUAUAGGAAUAUUAUUCAAAUUAAUCAUGGCGUAAAUGACUGCAGUUUGACUUACGUCAGACUUAAUAAAAAAAAAAUAUUUCAGAAAACAGAACAAAGCUUAGAACAUUUGUACUUGUGGACGCUCGUUGCUUUACGGGGUGGGGGCGCCUUGUAUACGUCUGUGGUCUUAAGCUCCAUCAUGUCUUCGCGUCUACACUAUAAUAAAAUCUUGACGCUAAACGGGGGAUGCCUUGUGUGGUAAUAUCUAGUUACAUGUAAGCAAUUACAUACAAGAUCUGAUGUGUGGUAAUAUCUAGUUACAUGUAUGCAAAUUACAUACAAGAUCUGAUGUGUGGUAAUAUCUAGUUACAUGUAAGCAAAUUAAAUACAAAAUCUGAUGUGUGGUGAUAUCUAGUUACAUGUAUGCAAAUUAAAUACAAGAUCUGAUGUGUGGUAAUAUCUAGUUACAUGUAAGCAAAUUAAAUACAAGAUCUAAUGUGUGGUAAUAUCUAGUUACAUGUAAGCAAAUUAAAUACAAGAUCUGAUGAGUGGUAAUAUCUAGUUACAUGUAUGCAAAUUAAAUACAAUUUUCUUAUGUGUGGUAAUAUCUAGUUACAUGUAUGCAAAUUAAAUACAAGAUCUGAUGUGUGGUAAUAUCUAGUUACAUGUAUGCAAAUUAAAUACAAUUUUGUUAUGUGUGGUAAUAUCUAGUUACAUGUAUGCAAAUUAAAUACAAGAUCUGAUGUGUGGUAAUAUCUAGUUACAUGUAUGCAAAUUAAAUACAAGAUUUGGUGUGUGGUAGUAUCCUCAUUUUAUUACUCACUUUGGUUCAACCGUUUCUAUAUGAAAUUUAAGAAAAACAUUAGAAGAAGGAGACUUAAACAUUUUAGCGAACAGAAUAAAGAAAAGGGGGAAAAGCUGAACUUCAGAAAAAAUGUAGCUUUAAAAAGUGCUGGAAAGAGAAUCCAGGAAUUACAAGUUGAUCGACUGUGUGGUCGCCAGAUGAUCAAUGUUCUGUGUUGGUUCCAUGAGCUGUGAGGGUUGCAGAAAUGGCAGAUUGUUGGCAUCAAGUGGGGCGCCGGAGGGGGGGGGAGAGGGCGAGGUCUGUGUGAGUCAGGUGUAGAGACUUUGCUCGAUGGCUGCACGAGUCACUGGGUGUUGGGAUGUCAUGUCGGGAGCUGUGUACCGAGGGCUAGAACAAGUGUGAGUUGUGUUCGAACAAUGAAUAGAUGUGCUCGAAAAAAUGUGAGCUGUUUUAGAACAAAUAAUAGAUGUGCAAGAACAAAUGUGAGUUGUGUUAUAACAAUUAAAUGAUGUGCUAGAGCAAAAGUGACACAUUAUUUAAUGGGAGUUGAUUACAGCUAUAAGGUUAAACAUAUUUCUGAACUGGAUCUGAUAAAAUUUAAGAGGUACAAAAGGCGUUGCAGUGAUUGCUAGAAUCGUGUUAUAUUCUUCUCUCAAUCAAUCUUAUUUAUGAAUCAUCUAUAGAGUAUAUGUUGCGCAAUUUCUGUACAAAAAAUGUUGAUGUGAAACAUUUAAGUUGCCUUAAAGUUCAAGCUCCCGGGUGUUUCUUUAAUCAUCAUUUUUUUUUUAAUGAAACGUAAACAGAUACAUACAGAUACAAGAUACAUACAGAUACAAGAUACAUACAGAUACAAGAUAAAUGCAGAUACAAGAAACAUACAGAUACAAGAUACAUGCAGAUACAAGAAACAUACAGAUACAAGAUACAUACAGAUACAAGAAACAUACAGAUACAAGAUACAUACAGAUACAAGAUACAUACAGAUACAAGAUACAUACAGAUACAAGAUACAUACAGAUACAAGAUACAUAAAGAUACAAGAUACAUACAGAUACAAGAUAACUUUCAGAUACAAGAUAACUUUCAGAUACAAGAUAACUUUCAGAUACAAGAUAACUUUCAGAUACAAGAUAACUUUCAGAUACAAGAUAACUUUCAGAUACAAGAUAACUUUCAGAUACAAGAUAACUUUCAGAUACNUUUUUUUUUUUGUUUUUUUUUUUUUUUUUUUUUUUUUUUUUUUUUUUUUUUUUUUUUUUUUUUUGAAUUCUUCAAUCGCUUAGGUUGUAAUUUGGGUAUGACUGUAUGAUUGUAUAAUUGUAUAAUUGUAUGAUUAUAUGACUGUAUGAUUGUAUCAUUGUAUGACUGUAUGAUUGUAUGACUGUAUGAGUGUAUGACUGUAUGAUUGCUUCACAUUGCUAUCCAACUCUAUCCACUCAAAUCAUUUCUCAUACCAACACAUUCAUUGUAGCUUGGGAAUGACUGUAAUUUCAUAAUAUUGUGGUAUAUAUAUUAAAUUAUAUUAUAUAACGUGAGAUGAUUCUAUAUAUCCUAAAGUCUUUAAGAUAAAACAUUCCAGCUCAAUCUUUUUUUUUAAAGACAACAUGGUAUGGGGUACAAAAGUUUAUCUACAGAUCUCAACGAUCAAACCACGAAUGACGCAAACAUAGAAAUAAAACGCAGAAUUCUGUGAGAUGAGAUCACGACAAUCAACUUUAUUUCUAAUGAUAACUUAACACGCUCCAAAAUGGUUUCACAAUUUCACAAGUACAAGAAAAUAAUGUGUAAUAGUUUAAUAUAUUGCCUCCGUAAACACGGUAUGAGCAUAGGAUAAAAAUUAAGAAAUUCAAUGCAGUAGUUGUGUGUCUCGUGUAAGCUCAUGUACUCCCUCUUCCUGACCAAAUGGUUUUCUGACCCAAAACAAAACAUUGGGUAAAGUUGUCCUGAACUCAACAGUCUCAGCCUGAGUACAAUAGUCUCUAGCAGCCUACCCUGAGUAUAAUAGUCUCUAGCAGCCUAGCCUGACAACUGUCUCUAGCAGCCUAGCCUGAGUACAAUAUUCUCUAGCAGCCUAGCCUGACAAUAGUCUCAAGGAGCCUAGCCUGAGUACAAUUGUCUCUAGUAGCCUAGCCUGGCCACAAUAGUCUCUACGAGCCUAAACUGAGUCCAAUAGUCUCUAGGAGCCUAGCCUGAGUACACUAGUCUCUAGCAGCCUAGCCCGACAACAAUAGUCUCAAGGAGCCUAGUCUGAGCACAAUAGUCUCAAAGAGCAUAAGACCCAGAUUUUAGAAACGUUAAGACUGAUCCAGUAUGAAUACAAAAACCAGUAAACAAAAUUAUGCUAAUGCGCUUCCGGGAUCAACCACUGCCAUCCUAUGUUUUUCAACGAGCGUUGUUUACAAUACCUAAGAAAGUCUUCAAAUUAAAAAUAGACUUCUUAACUGCCGCUAAACUGUAAGCCCAAACGAGGCCAUGGCCUGGGACACAACUCUCAGGGGCGUAUAACAGAAGAAAUAAAAAAAUUCAGAAUGACUUUGAAACUAUCUUAUAUAAUUCAUGUUAUUGUUUUUAAUGACAUCCCCAUGCAUUAAGUAAAUUGAACAGCACAUUUAAGUUGUCCAUCUCUACAGUUUUCGGUGUCUUGCCUAGUCGCAAACAAGGGGCUUUUCGCUGUUCCUCUCAGACACAUACAACAUAUACCACGUAGUAAAGUAAAGCAUCAUGUCAUGUGUGUCAUGUCAGCUGGAGUAGAGAAGAAUCAUCUCAUGUGGUGUCAUAUAAGAUGGAGUAUAGCAGCAGCAUCUCAUGUGUGUCAUGUAAGAUGGAGUAGAGCAGCAUCAUUGCAUGUGGUGUCAUGUAAGAUGGAGUACAGCAGCAUCAUUUCAUGUGGUGUCAUAUAAGAUGGAGUAGAGCAGCAGCAUCUCAUGCGAUGUCAUGUAAGCUUGAGUAAAACAGCUUCAUUUCAUUCGAUGCCAUGUAAUCUUGAGUAAAACAGCUUCAUUUCAUUCGAUGCCAUGUAAUCUUGAGUAAAACAGCUUCAUUUCAUUCGAUGUCAUGUAAUCUUGAGUAAAACAGCUUCAUUUCAUUCGAUGUCAUGUAAUCUUGAGUAAAACAGCUUCAUUUCAUUCGAUGUCAUGUAAUCUUGAGUAAAACAGCUUCAUUUCAUUCGAUGUCAUGUAAUCUUGAGUAAAACAGCUUCAUUUCAUUCGAUGUCAUGUAAUCUUGAGUAAAACAGCUUCAUUUCAUUCGAUGCCAUGUAAUCUUGAGUAAAACAGCUUCAUUUCAUUCGAUGUCAUGUAAUCUUGAGUAAAACAGCUUCAUUUCAUGUGGUUUGGUGUAAGCUUGAGUAAAACAGCUUCAUUCCAUGUGGUGUCUGCUGGAGUAGAGCAGCAUCAUUUCAUGUGGUGUCAUGUAAGCUUGAGUAAAACAGCUUCAUUUCAUGUGGUGUCAUGUGAGUUUGACCCAAAUACUACACAUGAGCUAUUACCUGCUCAUCGGGGAAUUCACCGUCUGACCUCAAACACCGAUUCAAUAGACUAAUGAAGAAACCUAUUAAUAGUAAUAUCGCACAAACUAAACAUCACUCACUUGAAAACUUUUGGAAGCAAAAUACUGAUGUAAAACUAAGAGGAAGAAAAUGAAGAUACAUUCCACUCUCUUUAUCACAGAUACCUCAGAUACCGUAGACAUUUAUGUUCGAUCAGGGCAAAAAUCUUUCUCUUAAAAGUUUGACCCCAAACACACAAAACUGUUGUUUUUUUUCCCGCCUGUAAGAAUUUACCAGCCUGCUCUCCCCCCUUCACUUACUAAAUCUAAAUGAUCAUAAAUUAUUAACUUAUUAUUGUCACAACGUCACUUAAACUGUUUUUCUUAAAUGAUGGCUGAGUUCUACGCUAGAAAAAAUAUUGAAGUUUUUAUCAUUUUAAUAUGUCGUCUCGGUUACAAAUAUGAAUUAAUAUCUGUGCUGAAAAUGAAUAUGUACAAUGUAAUUUUAGAAAAAGAAACACUUCAUUUUAUUUGAAACAGUAAGUGAAUGUUAUCUGAAAAAUCCAAAGAUUUCAAUAAAAUUAUAUCAUUUCAGAUGACAAUCGUAACUCUGUUUGAGUUUCGUUUUAAUUUUAUUCACUUUUUCUUUUCGUACCGAAUGCGUCGUGUGAGUGACCAAUUUGAACUAACCAACGAUAUCAUCGUGGCAGCAAGGAUCGGACAGAGUUUAGUGAAACGUUAUGUGUUUAAACCGGUUUUAACCCUCGACCAUCGGCCGGUUUGGCUGUUCUUGCUGAGGCGCUACUGUCGACACAAUAGACGUCUAUCCAUAUUUAUAUCUAAAUGUGAUUCUAAAGUUUUAUAUUUUUAUAAGGGAUAACCCUCGUAAACUUGAUAUACUCCCCCCCCCUUUUUUCCACUUUUUUCCCUUUCUUUUGUGGUUGUGUGUGUUAUUAAUUUUUUUUUAUUUAUUGUUUUUAAUUUAAGUGAAAUAAUAAUUUAAUGUGCACUUAUUACAUAUAAAGUAGUUCAAAGAUUAUAAAGAUUGUCUUAUUUUCUCAUGGUUCAUCAAUAAACUGUUACAGAUUAAAUUGGAGAUUAUAAAUCAUAAUUUGAGAAUGGUUGUUUGGGGGGGGGGGGUUUCGCAGAAUGACGUGCUGUUGUCUGGGGCGCAGAUAUGCUUAAAUUGAACGCCCGACAGCAGCUCGACCAUGUCAGUUGUCUGCCUGUGUAAUGGAAAGUCGAAAACACAAGAAAUGUUGGCUCGGAGAUAUUGAGCAUACAACAAUCAAGACCAUCAGUACCAACAUGGGAUAAUCUGUGCCAUUCAAAGAAUAAACUGUUCUGAUACGUUGAUGAUACAUGCCAGGGGAUGUCAGUAAAAAAUUAUAAUAUGUUGAUGAUAGACUCCGAGUGAUGUUAUUAAUAAAUUGUGAUAUUUUGAUGAUACACUCCAGGUGAUGUAAAUAAUAAAUUUUGAUAUUUUGAUGAUGCUUCCCAGGUGAUGUAAAUAAUAAAUUGUGAUAUUUUGAUGAUACUUCCCAGGUGAUGUAAAUAAUAAAUUGUGAUAUUUUGAUGAUACUUCCCAGGUGAUGUAAAUAAUAAAUUGUGAUAUUUUGAUGAUACUUCCCAGGUGAUGUAAUUAAUAAAUUGUGAUAUUUUGAUGAUACUUCCCAGGUGAUGUAAAUAAUAAAUUGUGAUAUUUUGAUGAUACUUCCCAGGUGAUGUAAAUAAUAAAUUGUGAUAUUUUGAUGAUACUUCCCAGGUGAUGUAAUUAAUAAAUUGUGAUAUUUUGAUGAUACUUCCCAGGUGAUGUAAAUAAUAAAUUGUGAUAUUUUGAUGAUACUUCCCAGGUGAUGUAAAUAAUAAAUUGUGAUAUUUUGAUGAUACUUCCCAGGUGAUGUAAUUAAUAAAUUGUGAUAUUUUGAUGAUACUUCCCAGGUGAUGUAACCAAUAAAGUUCACCUGAUCCUCGUUGGGUGACCAUGACCUUGUGGUGUGGCAGUGCACGAGGUCGGGAGAGGCUCCGCUCUGAGAGUGACAGUACUGUUUACGACGAGGAGUAUAAGAUUGUUGUGGUCGGAGCCAAGGACGUGGGCAAAACAGGUGUGUGGGUGUGGGUGUGGCUGUGGAUGUGUAGAUGUAGGUGUGUGGUUGUCUGUUUUUGGCCGUUGGUGCUUGGUACAAUCUUCUUAUAGCUUGUGUUGGAACAUGUUUAUUACAUCUUGUGUGGGUGGCAGUUGGUGUUUAUUACAUCUUGUGUGGGUGGCAGUUGGUGUUUAUUACAUCUUGUGUGGGUGGCAGUUGGUGUUUAUUACAUCUUGUGUGGGUGGCAGUUGGUGUUUAUUACAUCUUGUGCGACGUAAUGUUUAUUAGAUCUUGUUUGGGUAGAUGUUAGAGAUGUCUAUUGGUAGAUAUUAGAGCUGUUUUGUGUAGGUAGAUGUUAGAGGUGUCUUGUGUAGGUAGAUGUUAAAGCUGCUUUGUGUAGGUAGAUGUUGUGUCUUCUGAAGACAGGUGUUGCAUCUUGUGUAGGUAGAUGUUAGAGCUGUCUUGUUGAAACCAUCCACUAAUCACUUUUUUACUUUUUCAGCAUAUAUGCUCGAGGGACAUUUAUUACUUGCUUAGAAAAAUCGUUGUUGGUAGUGAUAUAACUUGUUUAGCGACACCAUUGGUGGUAGUGAUAUAACUUGUUUAGUGACACCAUUGGUGGUAGUGAUAUAACUUGUUUAGCGACACCAUUGGUGGUAGUGAUAUAACUUGUUUAGUGACACCAUUGGUGGUAGUGAUAUAACUUGUUUAGUGACACCAUUGGUGGUAGUUUUAUAACUUGUUUAGUGACACCAUUGGUGGUAGUGAUAUAACUUGUUUAGUGACACCAUUGGUGGUAGUGAUAUACCUUGUUUAGUGACACCAUUGGUGGUAGUGAUAUACCUUGUUUAGUGACACCAUUGGUGGUAGUGAUAUAACUUGUUUAGUGACACCAUUGGUGGUAGUGAUAUACCUUGUUUAGUGACACCAUUGGUGGUAGUGAUAUACCUUGUUUAGUGACACCAUUGGUGGUAGUGAUAUAACUUGUUUAGUGACACCAUUGUUGGUAGUGAUAUACCUUGUUUAGUGACACCAUUGGUGGUAGUGAUAUAACUUGUUUAGUGACACCAUUGUUGGUAGUUUUAUAACUUGUUUAGUGACACCAUUGGUGGUAGUUAUAUAACUUGUUUAGUGACACCAUUGGUGGUACUGAUAUAACUUGUUUAGUGACACCAUUGGUGGUAGUGAUAUACCUUGUUUAGUGACACCAUUGGUGGUAGUGAUAUAACUUGUUUAGUGACACCAUUGUUGGUAGUUUUAUAACUUGUUUAGUGACACCAUUGGUGGUAGUGAUAUAACUUGUUUAGUGACACCAUUGGUGGUAGUUUUAUACCUUGUUUAGUGACACCAUUGGUGGUAGUUUUAUAACUUGUUUAGUGACACCACUGGUGGUGGUUUUAUACCUUGUGUAGUGACACCAUUGGUGGUAGUGAUAUAAGCUAGGUGCCUUUCAAGUAAGUAAGCCUUAUGCUGGGUGCCUCUCGCCUAAGUAAUGUCAUUUUACGCUAUAUGUAUCUCUUUUAAGUCAUGAGUAUGCACGAGAUGCCUCUCAUCUUCACACACCAUUGUCAGUGUGAGCUCCAGAAGCCAAACAUUUGUUCGAAUUCUCACGACUUCAAUUAUUGAAACUCAGCCGCCUCUUCAGACUUGAUUUUUAAAAACAAAGAAGAUUACCUUCGAGUCCCUAGUCCCAACUUACAAACCAAGAAUAUUACCUUCGAGUCCCUCGCCCCAACUUACAAACCAAGAAAAUUACCUUCGACUCCCUCGUCCCAACUUACAAACCAAGAACAUUACCUUCGAGUCCCUCGUCCCAACUUACAAACCAAGAAUAUACCUUCGAGUCCCUCGCCCCAACUUACAAACCAAGAAAAUUACCUUCGACUCCCUCGUCCCAACUUACAAACCAAGAACAUUACCUUCGAGUCCCUCGUCCCAUCUUACAAACCAAGAACAUUACCUUUGACUCCCUCGUCCCAACUUACAAACCAAGAACAUUACUUUCGAGUCCCUCAUCCCAACUUACAAACCAAGAACAUUACCUUCGAGUCCCUCGUCCCAACUUACAAACCAAGAACAUUACCUUCGAGUCCCUCAUCCCAACCCCGCAUGAGUUCUCAAAAGGUUUUCUGUGAUCUCGCCAACUGAAAAAGAAUACAUUGUACAAAUUGUAGAUUUAAAGAGAUGUUUUUUUUUUCAUUAUUUGUCUGUAAUACUGCAUCUUUUUUCGUUGUCUUUUCUUAACAAUACUUUAAUGUAUUAUUAGGGUGUCACGUGACAUUUGCUUCUACAAAACGGGGUAUGGGCUCAAAUAAUAUGAGACCCUCUGCCUUAAGUGUUAUUCCAGUACAUAACAAUGGUUGUUGUUCCCCCCUCCCCACACCUUUUUUUCCAACCUCAGGGUUUUCAAAACACUCUCUGAAAAAACUGCCGAGCUGCUGGUGCCAGAACACCUCUUCGUUUGGCCAACUGAGCAGCUGCACGCCGAGAUGCGAUCCCAUACCGCUUGGCUUCCGAACUCCUGACAUUUUAAGUCUUACACAAACAUCCCGUGGUCCUGUAAACAAUGGAAUGAAGCUGAGAUACCCAAUCUGAAGUUGUUGACCACGACAGGCAGAUGGUCACUUACACUACUUACAGUCACGUGAUACUGACAGUCAUGUGAUACUGAAAUUCACGUGAUCCUGACAGUAAUGUGAUACUUAAAAUCACGUAAUGCGUACAGUCACGCGAUACUUACAGUCAAGUGUUACUAAGAGUCACGUGACACCUACAGUCACGUGAUACUUACAGUCACGCGAUACUUACCGUCACGUGAUACUUAUCGUGACGUGAUGCUUACACUCACGUGAUACUUACAGUCACGUGAUGCUUACAGUCACGUGAUACUUACAGUCACGUGUUACUUAAUUAUUUUUUUUUUCUUUGGACAAAUUAAAUCUGACGUGGAUCCUUCAUUUCAUUUUUAAAUACAUUUUCAUAUUUGUAUUUCUAAUUGCUUGUAAGUUCUAAAGAUUCUUGCAAGUUUUGAAUUUCUUUGUCCUAGACCGUGUUUUCAUUUUAUUGGUGGGUUUGUUAUCAUCGGUUUACAAAAAUACUAGAGGAUCUUGUGACAGACAUUGUGUUCUUUCAAAUAACUUUACCCAGAAAUUCCCGUUACUUGAGCGAGUGGUUAAAGACGCCGAAUGAAGUUAGAUGAGCUAGGUUUGAGAACCUCUUAGCAAGAAUUAAGCUGGCACAGAGCCGCUAUUUAUUGAAAGGGAGGCAACCUUAAAUGUAUAGGUUAUUUCAGGAAUAUAACGAUGCUUGGCUGAUAGAAGAGUUCUGCAAGUAUAACUAUAAUAAAAUCUCAAGAAUAGUUUCUGCACAAAGAACAAAUACAGUGUCGAGUGCGCCCAUAUAAUCAAUGUUGUAUAUUUUUGUUACAGACGAGACACAAUAAACCGACGAAGAACAGUUGGCGUUCAAUGACAGUAAACGUGGGCAGAUGUUCACUUUGGCAUCGAUCGAUUUUUGAAAAAUAUUUUCUUGAGCUAGAUAAUAAUCUCAAACCUCGGCUGAACUGUCCGCGUUUAGAAUGGAUGACGUCAUAUGAGUUGGAAAUUACUUGUAGACAUUUGUUUGGGUCUUUGCUCAAGGCCAGUUAUAGUUUAGACAUAUCUGUGCUUCUUGGUCGUCACACAAGAAUUAUGGGGUCACUUCACUUGUUAAUCGGAGGGUUACUUCACAUGUUAAACAGAGGGUUACUUCACAAGUUAAACAGAGGGUUACUUCACAUGUUAAACAGUGGGUUACUUCACAUGUUAAACAGAGGGUUACUUCAUGACAGAGUUCUACGUAACGACUGGAACGUUUGCUUGUCUGCCAUUAAAAAGCUGGAAUUUGUUUCGCCCGUCGAUCAAAACCCUGCCCUACCCCACUCCCCUCCUCAACCCCCCCCCCCAUCUCCUAACACUAUCGGUAUCAAAGCAAAUGCCAUCCAGCCACGGGUCUGUUUGAGGAAUUUCUCUGAUUCCUUCCCUCCCUCCAUCCUCCCGCCACCCCACCCCCUCCACACACACACACACACACACGCGCGCGCGCGCCCAGACAAUAAAUCGUACCAUGGUUUGCUUAUGUAACUCGGCCAAAGGUGUGCCUAGCAGUAUUUUUGAUUCAAUGUUGUACAAUAUUUGAAGUUUGAGUAUCGGCACUAUUAUGAACUAGAAAUAACGCGCCACACAAUGGCAGCGGCAAUGUGUGAACUUCCCAUCUACCAAAUCUACUUGGAAAAAUAUGCACCCAAUUUACGCACAUUAUAAGGUUCAAACUUGGUCUUAACUUCUAGGCAAUGUAUGCCGCUUGCCUAUAGACCACAGCGUCACAGUCAUACAUGCCUACAUGGAGGAAUUAUCAUUUGUGUUUUUGUAACACGUGUGUGAUGCUCCAAAUGUCCUAUUUGUGACCUUCCCGUUUGACUCAAAACUCAAAACUUACCAAAAUAUCCACCUCAAUAGAGUUGAUCCAUCAAUUUACUCUAGGGACAUUUUCCUAUGUUUGACUUUUUCUAGUGUAACGUAUCAUAAACACAGUUAUAUGUGUUAUGAUGUGUUAUGAUGUGUUAUGAUGUGUUAUGAUGUGUUAUGAUGUGUUAUGAUGUGUUAUGAUGUGUUAUGAUGUGUUAUGAUGUGUUACGAUGUGUUAUGAUGUGUUAUGAUGUGUUAUGAUGUGUUAUGAUGUGUUAUGAUGUGUUAUGAUGUGUUAUGAUGUGUUAUGAUGUGUUAUGAUGUGCUAUGAUGUGUUAUGAUGUGUUAUGAUGUUGUUACUUGUAGGGUUGUAAUUAUCACUUAUACUAUACUGUGCAUCCACAUUUUACAUACGUCCACCAUGUUUAUCCAAAUAAGUACCAGAGGAAUUACCAUUGCGACUUGUAUUGACUGAUGAACGAACACACAAUAAAACAAUAUCUCUGUAGAUCAGAGUCAAAUAUAAUCCUUCAUACAACUUCUUCUGUUUCACCAAAUGAGCAUUAAAUGCUAUUAAUAACUAAAAUGAACAUAACCAGCGCAAAAUAUAUAAAUCCCUGCAAAACAUUCAUGACUGUUACCCUUAUCCCAUAAUUCCUCACUUCCUGUUAUUUCUACUUAACAAAACAAUACAUAAUUUUACGAAACAAAAUUGAUAUCUAAAUAUUAGAUUUGUGACAUCUAUGUAUGACUUUUUUCCUUUUUUUCCCCAUUGCCUUUGCUUUAUUUCCUAUAGGCUUUCGUGACUUGUGGCUUUCUUUUUUCCUGUUUCCUUUUUUUCACAUGGCAUUUUUUCCUGUGGUAUUUUCCACGUGGCAUUUUUUCCUGUGGUCUUUUUUCAUGUGGCAUUUUUUCAUGUGGCUUUUUUCAGUUGUCAUUUUUCCUGUGGCUUUUUCUAUGUGGCAUUUGUUCCUGUGGGCUUUUUUCAUGUGACAUUUUUUCUUGUGGCUUUUUUCCAUGUGGCAUUUCUUCCUGUGGCCUUUUUCCAAGUGGCAUUUCUUCCUGUGGGCUUUUUUCAUGUGACAUUUUUUCUUGUGGCUCUUUUUCCAUGUGGCAUUUCUUCCUGUGGCCUUUUUCAUGGGGAAUUUGUUUCUGUGGUCUUCUUUCAUGUGGCAUUUUUUUUUGUGGGCUUUUUUCAUGUCGGCUUUUUGUUUCCUGUGGGCUAUUUUCGUGUGGCAUUUAAUAUGUGGCAUUUGUUUUUUGUAUGGUUUAUUUUCUUGAAAAGCUUCAACAUAAAACAGGUCCGACAGCGACUUGACCUACAAACUUUCUUCAUUCAAAGAUUGUUUUUUUUUUAUUUUCUAGUCAUCUACUAAUUGCCUCCUGAUUUCAUCUUCUGUAAUUCUUUCUCAUCCCUUCUCAUCCUUUCUCAUCCUUUCUCAUCGUUUCUCAUCCUUUCUCUAACAUGAUCAACUUCGUCUUCUUCUACGUCAUUCUUUACUCACGUUUGAUGUUGGUUUUAGCGGUAGCGAUGUUAAAGAUUGUUUUUUAUAGUAAAGCCUGCCAGAGUGAUCAAAUAAUAACACGCCUUGAGAUACGUCCCGAGGCGGUGGUGGAGAAGAUGCACUAGGUGUCUUCAUACCUCUGAAAUAUGUUAGUGAAGUCCUGCCAGCUGGAUAGUUUUAUCAGAGUUCAGCUCCCUUGAUUACGGGCGAUUUGCAGUCAGGUCGACUAAUUGAUUGUGGUCAAAACUUUGGUUGACUAAUUGACUGCGGUCCAAACUUUGGUCGACUAAUUGACUGCGGUCCAAACUUUGGUCGACUAAUUGAUUGUUGUCCAAACUUUGGGCGACUAAUCAACUGCGGUCCAAACUUUGGUCGACUAAUUGACUGCGGUCCAAACUUUGUCGACUAAUUGACUUCAGUACAAACUUUGGUCGACUUAUUGACUGCGGUCCAAACUUUGGUCGACUAAAUGACUGUGGUCCAAACUUUGGUCGGCUAAUUAACUGCGGUCCAAACUUGGGUCGAUUAAUUGACUGUGCUCCAAACUUUGGCUCUAGACCAAAACUUUAGGCUUCAAAUUGAACUCAAAGUAACAUCAGUGAGAAUAUACAUAUACACACACACACACACAAAUACUAGAAAUUGCGUCACUUGCUAGAAUUCUUACGAAAGCUAGAAAGUAUUCAAAAGUAAGCAACACUUUCCCAAUCAAUGGUGGGGUGGGACCGGCACGGCAGUGCACAUUUCAUCGGUGACGUCAGUUUCAAAACACAGAAGAUGGAGGGGUCGACGCCUUAGCUCUAACUUGAAGUGAAAUCGGGUCAAGACAUAAGCUAUGUUGUAACACCGUCUAUUUGGGUACCCUAAUCCGUGUUUUUGGCCUUCAAUUCUCUUGCAUCAUGUGAUGCUUAUGAAUUUUUUCUGCGUCCGAUCAGAAUUGAUUUUUAAUAUCUAGGAGGACAUCUAAGAAAGGCACCUUUUUUCUUUCAUCCAUCACCCAAAUUUUGAAAUAAUUUAUAGAUCUCAGCUUUCCGACAAUUUCACUUGUCUAACAAUUUCAGCUUUCCGUCAAAUUCACUCUCUGGUUAAAUUCGGACUUCUUUCAAAUUUAUGCUUUUCUCAAUUUCAGCUUUCUUUCAAAUUCAGCUAUACGUCAAAUUCACUGCCGGUCAAAUUCAGCUUCUUUCAAUUUCUGCCUUUCGUCAAUUUCAGCUUUCCUUCAAAUUCAGCUUGUCGUAAAAAGGACCUUUUGUCCAAUUGAGCUGGCUGUCUCAUUCAGCUUUACGCCCAACAUGUCAAUGUGGACCCAUCAUGUAUAUCUUAUCAAUUUUUAUUUAGUAAAAUGACAUGAUCAAAAUUAAUAUAUGAUGCCAAUGUUAAAAAUAAACUCAUGGCAGAGCUUCCUCUGCUAAAACACAAAACAUCUAUGUCUUGUACUCGUGCUAUCUACCAGUAAAAUAGGUGCACCGAGGCAAUCAAUCUCUCCACUCAGAUAACACUCAGAGAAAUGAGUGUUUGAGAUUACAGAGCCAUAAAGAAAUGGCUUCCCGGCAGCUCCGACGAUCGGUCUUGUACUCGGGCCAGAAAAUGAACCUAAAAAUAAACGUGUUGGUGGUACGGGUUUCCCCAAGGGGCGAUACAAAUAAAAAUCAUCUUUCAGUAAUUGAGCAUAAUUUUUAUCUCCUCCUUGGUAUACAAGGAGCUAAUCUUUAAAACUUGUCUAAACCUAACCGUAAGAUUCAUGGCGUAGUUUCAAAAAGUGUUUUAGCCUUUGAGUAGCGGAGAAAAUGUUCGUUUUCUUAUCAAGGUGUAAACAUGUGGUUCGCAUGGUCCAGUGAUUAUGUUUGACUUUAUCAGUGGCGACCUUAGCAAGUUUGUGCUACAGGCAAGAGCAAAAAGUGCCACCCCCCUUUUAAUCAUGAAUGUUGCUAAGUCAUAUUUAGUAAAUACUUACACUAGUCAAAUGUUUUUAAAGUGACAACAUUGUGUAGUAAUUUUGUGGCAUAAAUCCGAAUGAAGAAAAUAAACAAUGUUUUAAUAAAAAUUGACAAGAAGCUUAACUACCUACACACAUAUUCUAAAAUGGCGUUAAGAAUUUAUUAAUAGUUUGUUUCGUUGUUGUGUUUUUGUUGUUGUGUUUUUUGUAAUUUGAUUCGUGAUUUUAAGAUAUAGAUGGUUUUCCUGCUUCUCGAUAGUAUUUAAAAAAAAAUAUAUAUAAUUAUAGUUUUAAAUUCAAACUUUGAAGUGACUAUUUUUUCCAACUAAUUAUUUUGUUCUCGCAUAAGGAGUUUUAUGGAGUUCAUUUCAACUGAUUAUAUUUAAUAUUGUAUUCUCCCAAUUCAUAAAGUCAUAAAACAUUUUCAUUUUAAAUAAUGGAGGAUUUUCUUUAUUUUAAAUCAAGCCAAAAUAUAUCGAUAUAUUUUUGGGGUGGUGGCUAAAAGUUUCUACGACCUCUAGACCGUUGCGAAAAUAAUUAGAUAUCACGGAUAAGCUUUUAAUGGACGAUCAAAAAUUAAGGAUUAUUAAUGCAGAAUUUGAUCAUCAAUUAAAAUGGGGGAUGGGAGAGGGGGGACUAUGAUAAAGUUAUCUUUCUUUUCGAGUUAUGGCUCUUUGUUCUAAUUUGUCUCCCCUUGUUUUUCUGCGCGAAAUUAUCAGAACUAACAUGUUUAACAACUUAUAACACAACAAACUGAAUGCUGAGAAAAAUUUGAAAGUUGUUCUGUUUGUUCCCCCCAGCCAUCUGCCAAGUGUAUGUCGGGGGCAGAGAAGAGGAGAACCACUGUGAUCGACUUGUUAUACAGAAAAAUGCCAAAGGUUAGUGUUAAUAAAGUAUACGGUAUAAAGAUUGGUAUCCAUCCAAGUUAAAUACCUUCUUUAAGUGUCGCUAUAUUAUUUGUUAUGUAUCAUAUUUGAAAUCAAUAUCACGUUGCCAUUUGCUUUAUGGUGUAUUAUAUUUAAAGUCGAUAUUGCGUUGUCAUAUUACUUUAUACAUUUUUACAUUUUGCAUUGCUUAGUUCGCAGGGCUGAGUUCUGUACCUGGGACACGGUUGACGGGCAGACAUGUUGUAUGAGGCUUAGUGAGUUGAGGAUGCCCUUGAAGGUGAGUAUGGGCAGACAUGUUUUAUGAGGCUUAGUGAGUUGAGGAUGCCCUUGAAGGUGAGUAUGGGCAGACAUGUUUUAUGAGGCUUAGUGAGUUGAGGAUGCCCUUGAAGGUGAGUAUGGGCAGACAUUGUUUUUGACACUAGGGACUGGAAGAUGCCCUUAAGGCUAAGAAGCACAGGACCUAGUAAACAGUUGAAUUAAAUUUUAAAAUUUAGCACUUAACCUAAAUGGCUUUUUAAUGACAAGACUUUAUGCAAACUGUAAGUUCAAUUAUUCGUUGAAACAAAUAUCGAUAAUAUUUGAGAAUUUUUUAAAUGCUACUUAAACAACUACAUUCAACCAACACAAUUAUAAGCAUGACACUCACCAGGUGUCAACACAGAACGGAAAUGAUGACCCUAUCGUUAAGUCGCUCACCCAGCGAGCAGACGGCUUUCUCCUGCUUUACUCCGUCACAGACACGGACAGCUUCUGGGCAACUUCUGGUUAUUAUGACGUCAUCAUGGAACUUCGAAACAGAAUGGACACCCCUUUAGUUUUUAUUGGUAAACUGAAUUUGUUUAGUUAAAUGUUUUGUUGUAUUUAAAUGUCGUGUUUAGUUAAAUGUUUUGUUGUAUUUAAAUGUCGUGUUUAGUUAAAUGUUUUGUUGUAUUUAAAUGUCGUGUUUAGUUAAAUGUUUUGUUGUAUUUAAAUGUCGUGUUUAGUUAAAUGUUUUGUUGUAUUUAAAUGUCGUGUUGAGUUAAAUGUUUUGUUGUAUUUAAAUGUCGUGUUUAGUUAAAUGUUUUGUUGUAUUUAAAUGUCGUGUUUAGUUAAAUGUUUUGUUGUAUUUAAAUGUCGUGUUUAGUUAAAUGUUUUGCCUGGCUUCGCUGUUUCUUUACCUAUUGGUACAAACUCCAUGGCAUCUGACAACACACAAGCCUAACAUGAACGGAACACACAAUCUUAUCCUAAUCAAUAGGACACACAAUCCUAUCCUAAACAUUUGCCCACACAAUCCUACCAUAAACAAAUGUUAUAUAUUAGUUGUUGUUGUUUGUUUGUGGUUUUUUUUAAUCAGCAUAAGUUCCUAUCCAUGAUUUUGUUCUCGUUGCUAAAGUGUUGUUGAUGGUUGACUGAUCUACACCUUGUCUCAGUUUUCAUUCCUGGUUGCCAAAAAACCAUGAUUUCAAAAAACAAUCUAAUUUUGGAAAGAUGUCUUGUUAAAAGAAAAAGAAUGCCCCUAUGCUAAAGCUGUGGCCGUUUAUCAAUCAAAAUAAAAUUGGAAUCUCGACAGGUGCCCAUUCCUAAAGGGACCAUUUGAGUUAUUCACAUCAAUAUUAAAGUUUAAAUUUCAAAAUUAUCCCAUUUAAAAUGAUGGAAUCUGCCCUAAAUGUUGCCUUUAAAAUGUUUACUACUGCGACCGCCGGCACCAAAAAGACUCAAUCAUUCCUAUUUUUACAACAGUGAGUAUUUUAAUUUCGUUAAUGAAACAACAUAUUUGAACAUUUUCGCGAUUAAAAUCGGUUUUUAAAAAAAACAAAAAACAAAGCUGUAGUAUAUUCAUUAAAAUAAAAUUGUGGCCCCUAAAGAAAAGGAACGGUUAUUGUUCGUUUAAAAUGCACCGAUUACAUUGACAGGGAUCACGGCAGGUUAGUUUACCAAGUUUACCUUAGAUGCAACAAUUCACGAGCUCUAUCCUUUUAUUGUCAUUUCGUUUAUAGGGCUUAUAUCAGAAGAAGAGAGCACGAAAUUUCUGCUCCAUGGUCUUGAAUGGGAUUUGUUUUUAAAAAUUCAAACCCAGUCAGUAUUACCUUCUGGAUAAUGCAAAGUUCGAUCAAGAUCGAACAAUCCAUAUAGAAGCGUAUGCGGCAUUAACGGACAUGACUUACGGACAAAUUGUCCCCUUUAGACAAGAGAUAGAUAUUAUAACAGAAAGAUACAUAGAUGAAUAUUUGAAAUCUCAAUGAAAGCUAAAUUUACGUAUAUAUAUACAUCCAUAAUCAAGCUGAGCUUUAUAUAGUAGAUGUUCCCGAUUAUAGGUUAUAUUUCAACUUCUUGUUUUUAAAUAACCGACUUUAUUUCUUCUUUGGAAUUUUAAAAAAAUAUUUUUAACAAAUUUUUCUUUCCAUAUUUACUAUAGCAAACAAAACCGACUGUGCCAAACAGCAAGUGGUGACGUCGUCCAAAGGACGCGACGCCGCGUUCGACAUUGGGGCGUCUUUUUAUGAGACGUCCGUGAGGAGCGAUCCCGAGGGCGUCAAAUAUGUCUUCCAUGACGUCAUCCGACAGGUCCGCUCUGUCCGCUCACACGUCCGGUCACAGGAACAGUCGUGCACGCGCGUGCGAGGACUCAUCCAUCGUCUCAGUUUAAAGUCCAAACGGAAACGGUCUAAGUCGAGAUCUCGACAAAAACUAACUUCUUCAGAACAACCAGUGGACAAAAACUGACCUCUUAAGAACAAACAGUGGACAAAAAAAAAAAGACUUCUUCAGAAAAACCAAUGGACAAAAACUGAUCUCUUCAGAAACAACCAAUGGGCGAAAAUUGACCUCUUCAGAAACAACCAGUGGAAAAAACUGACCUCUUCAGAACAACGAUUGGACAAAAAAAUGACUUCUUCGGAAUAACCAAUGGACAAAAACUGACCGCUUCAGAAACAACCAAUGGACAAUAACUGAACUCUUCAGAACAACCAGUGGAAAAAACUGACCUCUUCAGAACAAUCAGUGGACAAAACUAACCUCUUCAGAAAAACUAGUGAACAAAAGCUGACCUCUUCAGAACAACAAAUGGACAAGGGUUUGUGAUACUCUGAUAAUAUUAUAAUAGUAUUACCGAGACACACUGAUAGACACACUUAUAGGCACACUGAUGGACACACUGAUAGAUACACUGAUAGACACACUGAUAGACACACUGAUAGACACACUGAUGGUUGUUUAGUGAUUAAGGUGUAAACACAUACAAUUCUGGUGUCUGCGAAGACAUUCAUAUGCUCUGAUGUUCUGAAUAAGUGAGCAUAUAUUUAUUUAAAGACAAGUGAGUCACGGGCGUUGUGGGCAACCACCCACCCCCUUUCCUCUGUCUGCUAGUGAAAUUAUGUAUUAUUGUUCAGUAGAGUUUAGUUGAUUUAUUUAAAAUAGUCCACUGUACUUUAAAUUAAAGCAGUGCUCUUCAGAUGUGUCAGUGUGAUACAUUGGUAGUUGUCAAUUUGAUACAUUGGUAGUUGUCAAUGUGAUACAUUGGUAGGUGUCAAUGUGAUACAUUGGUAGGUGUCAAUGUGAUACAUUGGUAUUUGUCAAUGUGAUACAUUGGUAGGUGUCAAUGUGAUACAUUGGUAGGUGUCAAUGUGAUACAUUGGUAUGUGUCAAUGUGAUACA
Messenger RNA from Lymnaea stagnalis (great pond snail), 23891 nucleotides. The record is from the annotation of a GenBank genome assembly. Lineage: Eukaryota; Metazoa; Mollusca; Gastropoda; Lymnaeidae.